AUGAGCGAUAGCAAGAUCUCACUGUCGCUCGGCGCGAAGCGCAAGGCGCCUCCAUCAUCAACAAAUGGUCACAAACGACCACGUGCGACCCUGAACGAGGACGACGAUGAUGGCGUGGAACUCGGCCGGGUAGAAAAAGUUUCACACUUCGAUAAGAGCGCUGGCGGAGCUGUGGAUGAGAGUCGCAAAAAGGAAGAGGCCGGACCUCUUAUCAUACCCAGAAUCUCAAACCGCGACUGGAAAGAAGCAGCCAACAAGCGGAAAAGGCAGAAGAGUGGGUUGCCUGGAGAUGCGCCUGGACAGGAUGCCAAUAUGGCUCAGAAGAUGCGAGACGUGGAGGCAGCGGAUCAGGCAAAGAAGCCGAAGUUUGGACUGAAUACGUUUAAGAACGCUAGAGAGAAUGGAGAUGAGGAGGGUCAAGCGAAUGGCGAUACGCCGGAACAGGCAGAGUCCUCAGCUCGAGCAGAGGACGCACAAGAAGAGACGCCACGGCAGAAGACGGACGAUGAGCUGGCUAUGGAUGCAUUACUUGGGAAGACGACCACGGACAAGAGCCUUACGAUUGCGCAUGUGGAAGACACGAUGACUGAGGGCGAUGCUUUCCAGCACGACUACACCGAAGCUCCAGAACUCCCCAGCCUAGACGACUAUGCACGAGUACCAGUUGAGCAAUUUGGAGCUGCUAUGCUGCGAGGUAUGGGCUGGAAAGACGGCGAAGGCAUUGGCAGCCAGAAAGGCAAGAAGCUAGUCAAAGAUACUGGCAAGCUGCCAGAGAGGAGAGCGAAUCUGCUCGGUAUCGGUGCGAAAGAGGACAAAUCGCUUGCGUCAGAGAUGGGAGCAUGGGGCAGGGCUGCGAAAGGUGGGAAGGAAGUGAAGAUCUACAAUCCAAUCCUCUUGAGGGACAAGAAGACGGGAGAGAUGUUCACGGAGGAGGAGCUGCAAAAGAAGCGCGAGAAGGACGAGCGUGCGAAGUAUGAAGAGGAGUUUGAGAGGAAGGAGCGAGAGAAGCGGAGGAAGGACGGCGAUACACGAGAUCGCAGGCGCGAGCGUGACAGGGAUCAUGAUGAAAGUCGCCGGAGUGACAAGCAUAGAGAUCGCCGGCGGCAUGACGAAGACGAUGAGAGUGAAGAGGAGUAUCGUCGGAGGAAGGAGAAGGAGCGACGAAGGAGGAAGGAGCGGGAGAUGGAUGAGCGUGAUGACGAUCAUGACAGGGAGCUUCCGCGAAGGCAUAGGGAUCGUGACGACAGAUAUCGCGAUAGCGACAGGGAUGGACGACGAGACCGCAGCCGUGAUAGAGAUCGCAGGAGAUGA
Molecule: messenger RNA, 1311 nt
Organism: Fulvia fulva
Lineage: Eukaryota; Fungi; Ascomycota; Dothideomycetes; Mycosphaerellales; Mycosphaerellaceae
Product: Pre-mRNA-splicing factor spp2
Exons: 1
Coding region: 1-1311 (436 amino acids)
Biological process (GO): mRNA splicing, via spliceosome
Cellular component (GO): spliceosomal complex
Molecular function (GO): nucleic acid binding
Source: RefSeq, a predicted model, not a curated record